AGCAGCAGCAAAAACAAUUUGCUAUAUACGGGCUCGACGGCAACAUCAACAGGAGCCGCUCAGGCCGUGCCAUCCGUCUGCAUCGCCGGCAAUCGCAGCAUGGUCACAUCUUCAGCAUCGCCAACGGGUACGGGCUGGUCGUCGCCGGGCGAUUAUAAGAGCGCCAGUACAGCGGUUGCUGCUGCUGCGGUGGCAGCGGCUGCGGUCAUGUGCGAGGUGCUGCCAUCUAGCAGCGCCAGUGUUGGCAGCAGCUCGCCAACAGGUGGCGCCAGCAAUGGCACCGCCAAUAGUGCACACAGUGCCAGCGGCAACAAAAACAAUAGCAACAACAACAACAACAACAACAAUGCAGUGCAUCAGGAUCUGCUGUGGAUGGAAAGAUUUGUGCGCGAAAGACAACAGGAGUAUCCAGGAGAAUUGGUGCGUACGAGCAAUCCGUACUUUCUCUGCUCCGCCCUGCCCACCCACUGGCGUUCAAAUAAAACGCUACCAUUGGCCUUUAAGGUCGUCGCAUUGGCGGACGUUGGCGAUGGCACCUAUGUGACCAUCCGGGCGGGCAACGAUGAGAACUGCUGCGCCGAGCUGCGCAACUACACCGCCCAAAUGAAGAACGGUGUGGCCAAGUUCAAUGAUUUGCGCUUCGUGGGACGCAGUGGUCGAGGUAAGAGCUUUACACUGACAAUUACCGUUGCAACAAGCCCACCACAGGUUGCCACCUAUGCCAAAGCCAUCAAAGUGACCGUUGACGGUCCAAGGGAGCCGCGCUCCAAAACAAGCCCACCCGGCGGUCCCCAAUAUCGAGCCCUGACUGUGGGCCAGCCACCAUUCAUUGACGGUUACCAAAAAACACUUCGCGAGCUCGAAAAUCUACGUCGGUCCGCAAAGGUUGCGGCAGCCACGACGGCAGCGGCGGCUGCUGCUGUGUCGGUUGCAUCGGCCAGCAAUGCGUUAACCACAAACGCUAGUAUUGCUCAACAGUUGAGCAGCAAUUACUCAUCGUCGAAUAGUACAAUAAAUUCGGAUUGCCAGGGCUACAAACCCAAUGCGCCACAAAUUCAAGAAACGGAUCUGAUAGGCGCCGCCGAAUGGACAGGCUCGACCAGCAGCGGUGCCUAUCCAGUUGGCAUGGGCGUUGGUGUACCCUAUCAUCAUGCACACUCCGGUCACAGUCACUCUCACUCGCAUUCGCAUGGGCAUCAUCAUCAUGCGCACCACUUGCAACAUCAGGUUGCGCUACCGCCACCACCUCCACCGCCAGCUGCCGCACCGGUGGCAGUGGGCAAUGCGACAGCGAUGAAUCAUUAUGGUAGCACAAUGGGUGGCUACGAUACAACCACAUUGGACGCUGGCAAUUAUCAUUUGUCCACGGUGCUGCCGGAGAUGCAUGGCUUCUCCGCGGAUCCGUAUCAGACAGCAGGUAGCUAUGGGGGCGCCGGCUGCAAAUCGGAUCUGGAAUCGCUUAACGCCAGCUACGGUGCACCACCACCACCACCGACGGCAUACAACAAUGCGGCGACGGCCUGGUCGAAUGGCUAUAAUAACUAUCAGUAUGGCAGCUGUUCGGCAACGGCCGCCCAAUAUGGUGGUGCUGGUGGACACGGUGGAGCACCACCGCCACCGCCGCCAGUGGUGCUGUAUCCGCAGCUGUAUUCGACUGUCAACCAGAAUCAGAUACAUCUGCAUCUGCACAGCAGCGAGAAGCUGGAACAGUACCUGUCCACAGAUCAGCAAUUGACCAUCAGUUCGCUGGCCAACAGUCGUUCCAGCAUUGAGAUUGGAUUGGGCGCUGGCACUGGUGGCAUACCAAUGGGGCAAGACCAGCAGCAGGAGCAGCAGCAGGCAGCGGUCGCCAUUGCCGAGCAGGCGGCGGAAGGUGCUGCACACAACUAUCACUUGCAUCAUCAUCAUCAUCACCAGCAUCAACACGAAGCUCAGCGCCAACUUGAGGUACAACAACAACAACAACAACAGCAGCAGCAGCAACAGCAACAGCAGCAGCAGCAGCAUCAGAGUGAUGUAAGCAGCGAGGCGGCGAGGGAGGAGGAUGUGGGCGAUAUGACACAAGUGUGGCGCCCCUAUUGACCCAUAGAACUGAAACACAACUGCAACUAGGCGGAAAUAUCACCAACAGCAACAAGAUAAACACAUAUUUCUUGCCUCAUCUAAAUUAAAUCACUUUUAAGAAACAUUAUUAUUUUAUGAUUUGUUUUUUUUUUUUUUCCAUCAUAACUUAUAACUUAUAAUGCCUAUAAGGAAGUGGACUGUAAAUAAUACCCAUUAUGUGUAGCACAUGUAUGUAUAUGUAUUUA
This is a messenger RNA of Drosophila grimshawi, 2309 nucleotides long. RefSeq names its product protein lozenge. Gene Ontology annotation, cellular component: nucleus. Gene Ontology annotation, molecular function: RNA polymerase II cis-regulatory region sequence-specific DNA binding; DNA-binding transcription factor activity, RNA polymerase II-specific; ATP binding. Gene Ontology annotation, biological process: regulation of DNA-templated transcription. Lineage: Eukaryota; Metazoa; Arthropoda; Insecta; Diptera; Drosophilidae. The record is from RefSeq and is a predicted model, not a curated record.